AUGUGUGGGACCAGGGGAGUGGGUAGGAGCCAGGAGGAAUGUGCGGGGAGGGGGCUGUGCGGGGCGGAUGAAGGGGUGCGGGGCGGGGGCGUGCGGGGAGGGGGUUGCGGGGCGGGGAAGGGGUGUGCUGGGCGUCAGGCGCUGCGGCCGGCGGGCCCCGGCGCUGCUGAGCGAGAGAAAUGUGAGGCGGCUGCACCACUGCGGCGGCACUGCGGGCGGCUGCGGGAGCGCGCAGCAGCGCUCGCGCCGCCGGGCCCCGGGAACGGCGGGCACGGAGCCGCCGCUGCCUGCCCGCUGCUGCCCGCCGCUGCCUGCACCUGCCGAGGGGCACAGGGGGGCCUGGCAUCAGCCCCCCGCUGCCUGCGCUGCCGGCCGGGGGUGUUGCAUCAGCCCCGCGCCCAGCCGGGGUCCGCGGCCGGGGGCGGAGGGGGGAGCCGGGGGAGGGCACGAAGGAGCCCCCCGGAGCGGCAGCGGCCGUACCUGCCGGCUCCCCCGGCCGCCGGUCCCCGCCGAGCAUCCGGAGCAACCCGGAGCCGCCAGCCCCGGCCCCUGCGCCCGGUCCCCUCCCCGCGCCGCCGCGGCCGCGGCCGGAGCAGGCGGCGGGGCCGGGGGCGGCCGGCCAGGACCAUCCCCGUGAAGCCGCGCCUCGGAGCCGCCAGCAUCCUCGGGGAGCCGCGCACGGCCGCGGCAGCGCCGCGUCCCCUGCCUUUCAGAUAA
Messenger RNA from Serinus canaria (Common canary), 717 nucleotides. RefSeq names its product cuticle collagen 2-like. The transcript has a single exon. Lineage: Eukaryota; Metazoa; Chordata; Aves; Passeriformes; Fringillidae. Bases 1 to 717 code for a protein of 238 amino acids. The record is from RefSeq and is a predicted model, not a curated record.